CUGUUUUUUCCCUUCCGAUGAAAGGUCUGUCUUGGUUAGCCGCCGAGAUGAGUGGCGCUGAUUCACUGCCGCCAAGCACAGCGUUGCCUGUCGUGUGAUGGUGGCGGCAUCACAAGCGGGAAGAGCAUUUUAUUAUGUUUCUCGGAGAGACAGGAUAGUCGGAUGGCGGUCAGCCCACAUCCGUACCACCAAGAAUCAGGACAGAGACAUAACGUUAGUAGAUGGCAUCCGUAGAUGCAAGCUGAACGUCGGCUUCCCCCGCCUCCUUUCCGGAUCAGGAGAUUGUGUCUGGCAACGGAGCUCGGGACCUUGCCAAGCCCGGCGACGGUGCUGUGAACUCGGCGGGGAGUCCUGUCGAAGGUUCCGUGGAGGUCCAUCUGGGUUCCGGCAUAACAUUCGCCUGAUUUCACGUCUUCGAACACACACGUCCAAUUUCGAUUUCGUCGAGAUCGGUCUUGCGGAAGAGCUAUUGCCAAACAUCUUGCACUGCAGGCAGAAAGCGGCGCGCUGUUCUUGCAGGCCACUUCAACCCCCUCCGAUACUCCAGUAUCUGCUCUCCAAGGCCGUGUUGCGGUUGUGGCAGCUGAGGCCUGAGGGGAUAUCGGGAUAUCGCUUCGGGAAUACGACUGCAGCGUUCCCUUCUUCCUGCGGGCCACGCCAUCUAGUUUCCAGAAUCGGCACAGUCGCUCCUGGAGAUACGAGGCCAAGUCAAGUUAUCUGUCACGCGCCUUUGGCUGUGACUGAGCUGUGAAGAUAGCAUCGUCUCGCUCGCAACCUUUUCAGGAGGUCGGCUCUUGUUCAUCAGACGAGCAAGCUCCCGUGAUAAAUCAUAAGUAUGCGUUUGUAAUCAACGGCUCUCAAGGUGCGU
Molecule: messenger RNA, 868 nt
Organism: Chaetomium strumarium
Lineage: Eukaryota; Fungi; Ascomycota; Sordariomycetes; Sordariales; Chaetomiaceae
Exons: 1
Coding region: 98-751 (217 amino acids)
Source: RefSeq, a predicted model, not a curated record